Molecule: messenger RNA, 3630 nt
Organism: Anopheles stephensi (Asian malaria mosquito)
Lineage: Eukaryota; Metazoa; Arthropoda; Insecta; Diptera; Culicidae
Exons: 5
Coding region: 1264-2982 (572 amino acids)
Source: RefSeq, a predicted model, not a curated record
UAAGAGGCGGACAGCAGCUUUUUCGCUCUCUGGUGUGGAGCUCUGCCGGGAGACCAUCCCUGAGUACGCUGCGAUUAGAUAAAUCUUAUCCUUAUCGGCAACUGCACGGUUUGGCAAGCCCUGGUAGACUCUUCGCGGUUUCGGAGGGAGUUUUAAUCAACGUGAAUCACACAGACACGUUUUUUUUUGCGGUUGUGCUUUGCCAUUGCUCCUUCACCAAGCAACGUUUCCUCCAGUGAACCAGUUUUGAGCAAAAUUUCAACCCCUUACUGGUGAUCCUCCGUGUCCUCCCUUUCGCGCACCUUUCCGGUUACGGUUUCGAUGAGCAAAUAGAAUAUCGAAUUCCUGCGGUUACAAUGUGAUCUGGUGGUAUUUGGUGGUCGUAAACAACGUUGCCUGCAAGGUAUAGAGCAGGCAGGAGAACUCGCGAGAGCGAAUGAGCACCGACCAACGGUGACCACGGUUCGAGGCGCCAUUUGUCGCGAUGGAGCAACAUGGUGCAGGCGUACAAAAAUGUUGAGAGCGAGCAUGGUUCGCCUUUUGUCUCGCUGAUGUGGUGUUUGGGGUGGACCGAGAGAGAGAGAGCAGAUUCUUCUUAGUAGCUAAGUGAGCCGUUUGCGCGGCGUUCCAGUGUGCGUGCGCUGCGGGUACGAUGAAGACACCCACUUGCCGUAUCUCGGGCCAACAGCACCUUCAGUCGACAGUGUUGACAGAGACGGAAACCCGGCAAUCAACCCAGCGAACGUGGUAACGAUUGACCCACGGCAGAUGAGGUUAGAAUGUGCCAUCGCCGAUUGAAGCGAAGGUGUCGGAAAGGUGUGGUCACGUGUGCAAUCAAAGUGUCUCUGUGUGUGUGUGUGUGUGAAGGGCAAAAGGAAAGUGUGCUAGGUUAUGUAAGGUACCGGAGUCAGGUAGGGUCCACGAAAAAUUGAUGCGAGCUAUACUGCCAUAUACGUUCGUCACCUGGCUGUCGUGUCGGCUGUUUAAAUCACCGUGUGGUUGCUGCAGGAGCAAGGCAUCUGGACGUCCUUGAACGUGGUGCAGUGGUCGGUGGAUCCGUUUAACAGUGGUGGGUUGAAUUCUUAAGCGCCUAGUGUUGGUGGUAGCUGUCGUGGACCCGGUACGAAACAGCUGUUCGGGGACACGUGUGUGAAGGUGUGUUGUUGCCCUGCGGUAACAUUCGGUUGCGGGGGUUUUUGUAUGUAGUGAUUUCAUCCCCAUCACCACGCAUCAUCGCUGUAUCGUGAUCGUGUGUCGUAGGUAAUGAUGGUACGUUGCGCCAUGCGGACGUUCGUCCGAUACGGUGCGGUGUGGUUGGUGCUACUUCUGGUGACGCUGGAUGGAAGUGUAGCUACGAUAGAUAACGCAACAGGUGCGGUUCGCGAGAACUCGCUACCGAGUGAAGUGCCCGCGAUAGUGAUUGAUCCGUCAAGCGUUGCACCUGAAGUUGCCGUGCUAGAUACCGCUGGCCGCCAAUCGUCUGCUUCACCGAUUGCAACCGACACGAUCGCCACUAACACCAUUGUCAGCACGACGGAGGUAGCUCCAACAACGACGUCAUCAAUAUCCAGUAAUGAGGCCACGCGGACCGUGACGACAACGACGACGACGGCCUCGGUACCAUCAACGGAGGUCAGCUCGGUUGAGCCGAUUCAUCAGCAACACUCCACCUCAGCCGAUGAGUAUCCGCCGAAUUGUUCGGAAUUCAGCGCCUCACCCAUUCAUCUGAUGUACAGCGAGAAGGCUCGCAUCCGCAAAUGUUGCCCACCGGGCCAGAUGAUACAGCCGCGCGACAACUUCCGGUACGAGUGUGUCCCCGGCAGCCGGGAGCUGCAGAUCGAAACAAUCGAGGCCCAGUUCUACGGCAACAACGAGUGCGUGGAGGUGACCGGUGAGCAGGUGGUGCUGCCGGUCGAAUCGCAAGAUCUGUGCGAAAGCGAUCCGCACGCGCUGAUGUACAGUGCGGACCAGGGCGAUGAGCUGUUUGUGCUGCAGAACGGAUCACUGUUGGUGCUGGAGCUGGGCUCGCUCGUAUCGGUGUUCGAUAGCUACUGCGUGGAGAUGACGAGCGACGCGCAGCUGUUGGCGAAGGUGUGCGAACAUGUGCGCAUCGAUCGUGUCGGAGUGACCGAGUUCUUCAUGCUGUUCGGUUCCCUGCUCUCGGUGAUGGCACUGCUGUUUACGGCCCUGUGCUACUCGUUCGUGCCAAAGUUGAAAGAUACCUUCGGCUAUCUGAUCGCGGUACAUGCCGGCACGUUCGCUAUCGGGACGAUCUUGUUUGGGCUGGCGAGGUGCGGUGGUCGCUGCAUCGAUCAGGGCCAUGUCGAUUUCACCGAAAUGGUCUCGAACGCACUGCUGGGCAGCUCCGUGUUUGCCUUCUUCCUGAUGAACGUGUACAACGCAAUGUACGUCGCGUACUACAUACCGAACGGGCUGGAGUACGAGAACAAGAACAAGCGCGACAUGUAUGCAUUUUUGGCGGUGCUUUACUGUAUUACCUUAAUACCUCUAUUCCUAUUCCCCAAGGGUGGUCUAAUAUGCAUCGUAUUUUUGUACUUUGGAGCUAUUGUGGUCGCACUCAUCUUAUCGGCAUACUACACGCGAAGGCUCACCUCGGGCAUCUAUCUACAAAUAAGCGGCCAAACGAAAAUUAAUCAAACCCGGCUCAAUGACAUCAAUGGACAGAGAUGCCUCUGUCUGCUGGAGACGGUUGCCGCCCUUGUUUGUUGGAUCGUUCUGGCCGGCCUCAUACUGUUCAGCUGUAUGACCGGAUGGGCUCGGAUCGUGGCCGUCUACUGUGUGGUGGUGCAUGGGAUAGUUAUCGGGGUGCUGUUUGUGGCCGGCCAACAGCGGUGGAUCAUUCUGCGAGAGUGCUGGAGCAACUCGGGCUCGGUCGAUCUGCGUGCCGUUGAGAACGGGGUGGAGAUGAAAACGUUCGCCAAACCGCGCACGUUGAUAGAGGAAACGGAGGAUGGUGCGUAAGAUGGUGCAAGCGGGAAAACGCGGCGCCGCUGAACAUGCGAAACGCCACUCAAUGCCAUAACAAGUACUAGCCUAUCUGUGAUCGUUUAGUCCCGUGGCGUGACACAAACUCGUGCUGAGAUGAUGUUGCAUUCGAAUAGAAAGUUACCAAAUGGUUAGAAGCAACGAGCGUAUACACUGCUUGGACAAGCGCAUGUCGAAAACGUUGAGUAUUGUACGUGUUGCGAUGUGCCAAAAACAUGUAGAGAAAAACACUGGCUUAGGACCAUUGAAUACGAACGCUUCAUACAAAAUACUAUGCGUUGGAAGGGUUACUUUUGACUGGGAGCUGUACGCAAGUCUGGCAGAUUUUAGAUAGUAAGAAAUAAGAAUAAGUAUGACACAAUGUAAACGAGCGAAACUGAAUGGUAUCUCUAUUUAUAAACAAUAAAAUCUAAUCAGACAUCUAGCUUUGGCUCGUUUGAAUCCCACCUCUAUCUUAUCGGAAGCAAAUGAUGCAAAUUGUCACACAACAACACCUAUGAUAAGAGCUUUAUCCGGUUUUGGGGAGCUGCUCUGCUUACCCAGAUGUUUUGCCUUGUGAUUGUAAAUUUGUAGUGAUGUAAUUCUUACUGAUAAUGCAGCUAUAAAGAACGACUAUAUCUAGAU